AUGAUGUCCAUCGCUAAAGUUGUGAGUUCUGUAAAAUCCGGCGCUCAGUCCAUGCAGCCGCGUGGUUUCAAUAGGGCUGAAGUAAUGUUUAACAACAGUAAAGAAGCGAAUCUAUUCCUGGACUCUCCUGCUCUUCAUGACUCUGGCAUUUCGGCUUUUUUCCCCAGACAGAAGAUCGAAAAAAAGGGCCUUCUCAAAGGCAUUUGUCUCGACGUUAGUAUGGAGGAACUUGUCGAGCUCUCUCUCUCUCCAUGCAAAAUCACUUUCGCAAAACAUUUAAACAGAAAGAUACGUGAUCCUAACUCCAAGGAGAUAUCCUGGGUUCCGUCUGAAACCGUCCUCCUAACCUUUGAAGGGUCUGUAGUUCCCGAGAAGAUUCAGGUGCUCGGACUUCUCAACAAAAAUAUUGAGCCUUACAUCGAACGGGUGAGAACCUGUGUCAAUUGUGGAGGCUAUGGACACACCGCUUCUAGAUGCAGAAGACCAACCAUCUGCUUCAACUGUGGCGAACACAAAAAAGAUGAACAGCACUCCUGUAACGCUCCUACUGGUUGUCUUCAUUGCAAGGGUGACCACUCUACCUUCCACCCGGAUUGCCAAACUAUGAUCUUCAACCAAGAGGUUAAUCGAACCCUUGCCUUCUACGAUGUCUCUAUAUAUGAAGCACUUGCGCAAACCAGAGAGAAACUUGGUCUUGUAAAGCAAAGACCUCCAAGACAGUCAUCCGCUAUCUCAUCCAAUCCCUCAUCAUUUCCUUCUCUUCCUCCAUCUACAUCUAAAAAAGAAUACACUUUGAGAACCAUCGGUGGCAUUCAGAAGGAGCGCCCUGCUAGUCAAUGGAAUAACAAUAUCCUAAAAACGUACUAA
Messenger RNA from Osmia lignaria (orchard mason bee), 867 nucleotides. The record is from RefSeq and is a predicted model, not a curated record. Lineage: Eukaryota; Metazoa; Arthropoda; Insecta; Hymenoptera; Megachilidae.